Molecule: messenger RNA, 1005 nt
Organism: Talaromyces amestolkiae
Lineage: Eukaryota; Fungi; Ascomycota; Eurotiomycetes; Eurotiales; Trichocomaceae
Exons: 4
Coding region: 1-1005 (334 amino acids)
Source: RefSeq, a predicted model, not a curated record
AUGGUCUCCACAUUAUCAGCCAUUUUUCCCCCUUCGCCGUCUUUCACGGAGAAAGAUCUACCUUCUCUUCUCGGUAAAGUUUUCAUCAUAACGGGCGCGGCAUCUGGAGUAGGAUUUGAGCUUGCCAGAAUUCUUUAUAUUGCAGGAGGAACUGUAUAUAUUGCCGCUCGCUCAACGUCACGAUGCGAGGGUGCUAUCGAGGAGAUCAAGAAGCAGACACGCGGAAAGAAAGUAGAAGGUGUGUUGAAGUCCAUGCUACUCGAUUUGGCAGAUCUCAGAACAAUCAAGCCAGCUGUCGACAGUUUCUUGCAACAAGAGACACGACUGGAUGUUUUGUUCAACAAUGCGGGUGUGAUGAAUACUCCUGUAGGAACUGACGAGAAUGUGGUACAGGGCCACGAUCUUGAAAUGGCCACGAACUGCGUUGGACCGUACCUCCUUACCAAACUUUUUGAGCCAAUUCUUAUCCAAACAGCUGCACUGAGUCCUCAAUUUACCGUGAGAGUCGUUUUCGUCGUCGCACUCAUGCAAUUCUUUUCACCUGCUACCGCGAUGGAGUUCGAUAACAAUGGCAACCCAAAGAUUUUGCCGGGAGACAAUUAUAUGAAAAGUCAACCUGGGGACAACUACAUGCAAACCAAGGUUGGAGGAACAUGGUUGGCUGCAGAAUUUGCAAAUCGUCUUGGGAGCAAAGGGGUUCUUAGUGUGUCUGUACAUCCAGGACUGAUGCGUACUGAACUUCAACGAAACAUGCCUAUCUCAGCUCGAGUGAGCAUGAAAUUACUUUUCAAGGGCCCUAUAUAUGGUGCUUACUCCGAAAUUUUUGCUGCAUUUUCUCCGAAGAUCAAGGCAGAAAACAAUGGUGGAUAUAUUUUGGCUUGGGGCAGGAUCGCGCAACUACCCAGAUAUAUCACCGACGGUCUGGAAAGUGAAGCACAAGGUGGGACUGGCGGAGCGAAGAUGUUCGUCGAGUAUUGCGAACGAGAGACGACAGGAUUUCAGUGA